Molecule: messenger RNA, 1783 nt
Organism: Cannabis sativa
Lineage: Eukaryota; Viridiplantae; Streptophyta; Magnoliopsida; Rosales; Cannabaceae
Product: caffeoylshikimate esterase
Exons: 1
Coding region: 464-1429 (321 amino acids)
Cellular component (GO): membrane
Molecular function (GO): lipase activity
Source: RefSeq, a predicted model, not a curated record
AAUAGUUCCCAUUUUAUUAUUUUUAUUUUUAUUUAAAAAUAGAAAUAUAAGAGGAUUAGCAGUAAAGGUACCCAUCUCACCAACCCCAAUCCCCAAAGGUGGUGGUGGUGGACCCCACGAUUGUUCUUGGUGGUGGUGCCACAAUGAUCGGCCACCAACCUCUACUCCUCACCAACUCUCUCUCUCUCUCCUAUGAUCCUAUCCCAAAACAACUCAAUUUUCAAUGAGAAUUGCUAAAAACACAGGGUACCCAUCCCAUUGAUCCCAAUGACAAUAAUCAUUAUUAAUAAAAAUUAAUUAAAAAUUAAAUUAAAUUAUCAUAUAUCACCAACUCCAAUGGACCCCAUCAAACUCAUCAUAUGCAGUCUUCUUUUAUGUCAUCAAACUCAUCCUUACCCAUUAAACUCAACUUUCUUAUUCUCUCUCUCUCUUUUCUGAAUCUCAAUUUCGGAAUUGAGAAGCCAUGGCGUCCCAAGCGCCACCAAAUUUCUGGGGUGACAUGCCAGAGGAGGAGUACUAUACCUCCCAAGGGGUGCGAAACACCAAAUCAUAUUUCGAAACACCAAACGGCAAGCUCUUCACACAAAGCUUCCUUCCAUUGGAUUCCACAAGCUCAAAACUCAAAGGCUCCGUUUACAUGACUCACGGCUACGGCUCCGAUGCCGGCUGGCUCUUCCAGAAGAUCUGCAUCAACUACGCUACCUGGGGAUACGCCGUAUUCACCGCCGAUCUCCUCGGCCACGGCCGAUCCGAAGGUCUACGUGGCUACCUUGGUGACAUGGAGAAAGUCGCCACCACUUCUUUAUCUUUCUUCCUCCAUGUUCGCCGUAGUGAGCCUUACAAGGAACUUCCGGCUUUUCUUUUCGGCGAGUCCAUGGGAGGCGCAGCCACCAUGCUCAUGUACUUCCAAUCAGAUCCCGACGCGUGGACUGGGCUGAUCUUUUCCGCCCCACUUUUCGUUAUGCCUGAGGAUAUGAAGCCCAGUAAGGUGAGAUUAUUCCUCUACGGUCUUCUCUUCGGUGUGGCUGACACGUGGGCCGCUAUGCCUGACAAGAAAAUGGUUGGGAAAUCGAUCAAAGACCCUGAGAAGCUUAAGAUCAUAGCAUCUAAUCCGAGAAGGUACACGGGUCCACCUAGGGUGGGGACUAUGAGGGAGUUGGCUAGGGUGUGCCAGUACAUACAGGAUAAUUUCUCUAAAGUAACGGCACCGUUUUUGACUGUUCAUGGUACUGAUGACGGGGUGACGUGUCCUUCGUCAUCAAAGCUGUUGUAUGAGAAAUCAUCCAGUGUGGACAAGACUUUGAAGAUCUACGAUGGGAUGUACCACUCGUUGAUACAAGGGGAGACGGAUGAGAACGUUACUCUUGUGUUGAAGGAUAUGAGAGAGUGGAUCGAUGAACGGGCCCAAAAGUAUGGGCCUAAAAAUUAAUUUUAAAUUCUAGUUAUUAUUAUUUAGGCCCAAUUGAGAAACAAAAUUUGCAAAAAAUGAUACGAGGGAUGAUGGAUCGUGUAACAUUAAGAAAAAUAACUAUUGGUUGUAUCUACAAAAAUGUGGCAAAUAUGGCAUUGUUGAUUAAGCAUGAUGAUUUCACUUGUAAUUUCAUAAAUAAAUUGAGCUAUAUUAAUUUUUUUAUAAGAAAAAAUUACGUGAGGUACGUUUCUUUUUUAUCCUAUGAGUUUGAUCAAUAUUUGUGUUUUAAUUUUUAUGGCUUUUUUCUUUUUUACUUGUUUUACAUUUUCAGUUGAUUUUUUUUUUCUUUGGAAAGUUACAUUAUUUUUAGUA